This is a messenger RNA of Schistosoma bovis, 4249 nucleotides long. The record is from the annotation of a GenBank genome assembly. Lineage: Eukaryota; Metazoa; Platyhelminthes; Trematoda; Strigeidida; Schistosomatidae.
AUAAAUGAGUCUGUAAUAUGCAUCAACUUCAAUGAAAUAAUUUUGAUGAAUUGAAUAAUCAGUUUAAUAGAAUGAAUCAUUUCUAUCUUAUUGGAAAUAUUGAAUUGUAUAAGUUCCAUUGUGUUCUUUGAGUUGUGUUGUUUCGAAUCAAAUCUCAUAAUGAUAAUGUAUUCAAUGGAUAAAUUUUAAUCCAUACAAAUGAUGAUAAGAAAUAUACAUCCAAUAUUCAAUUAAUUAAUUGAUUCUCUUCGAAUCAUAGAAGACAAUCAUCCAAUUACCAUGAUCAUUCAUCAUUAUGAUUAUGUAAUCCAACUACCAUUGAUUACAUUAUCAUUAUCUAAACUAUAUUUUUAUAUCAACUUUCUAUUCUACUUUCUAUUAUGUUUAUCUAUUCAUGAGAAUACAAUACAAAAUAUUAAUGAAUUAACAUUUACAAUAAAAGAAGAAUUACCCAUAGGUACAAUUAUUGCAUCAAAUAUACAAUUAGGCAAUUUAUUUUUACAUUUUAAUCACUAUGGUAACAUUGAAAAUAUGACAAAUAUUAUUAAAAUAUUAAAUCUGAAAGAUCCAGGUAUUAAUUGUUUUCAUUUUCAAUCGUUACCAUUAAAAUCAUUCAAUAAUUCUAAUAGAAAUCAAUUACAAUUGAUUAUUACAAAUCGAAUUGAUCGUGAAAUCAUAUGUCCAAUUAAAACUCAUGAAUUACGUAAUAAUAAUAAUAAUAAUAUGAAUGAUCCUAAUCAUCUUGAUCUGGAUCAUAUCAAUGAUCUACAAUCUAUCAAUUCUGAUUGUAUUAUUACAUUAAGAAUAGCAUUAUUUAUAAAUAAUUUACAAAAAAUUUAUCAAAUUCAUAUUUAUAUAGAAGAUAUUAAUGAUAAUCCACCAAAAUGGAAUAUGAAUAAUCUAACAAUUUAUUUUCAUGAUGAAGAUCCACCAGGGACAAAACAAUCUAUAUUAUUAGCUUAUGAUAUAGAUAUUGAUAUUAAUGCUAAAAUUACAUAUCAAUUAUUAAAUAAUGAUAUAUAUUUUGAUCAAUUCAAUCAUAGAAAUUAUAAUCCUAAUGAUAAUCAUAAUUUGAAUUUGCGCGGUACCGAUAUAUUUGAAUUAGUUCAAGAAACAUUGAAUCAUGAACGUUUAUAUUUAAGAACACGAUAUACAUUAGAUCGUGAAUUGAGACCUCAUGGUUGGAAUUUAUUAUUAUUAGCUAUUAAUAAUGAUAGUUUAAUACAAUUAAGUAGUCAAUUAUUAUUAUAUAUUCAUUUAAUUGAUAUUAAUGAUAAUAGUCCUAUAUUUACACAAACAUUAUAUAAACCACAAUUACCAAAUCAAAAAAUUGGUAUUAUCCCUGAAAAUUAUCCAAUCAAUAAAACAAUAUUAAAAGUAUCAGCUACAGAUAUAGAUGAAGGUGAAAAUGCUCAAUUAACUUAUCAUUUAGCCAUAGAUACUACUAAUCAAUUAUUAUGUCAUUUUUUUAAUUUAACACAAAAUGGUGAAUUAUAUCUUAUUCAAUCAUUAAAUGUAGAUAGAAUAACACAAAUUAAUUCAAGUCGUUUAUAUUUACCAAUAACAAUGAUUAAUUUAGAUGUGAUUGUUAUAGAUGGUGCUAUGAUACCAUAUACAAAAACUGGAUCAACUACUAUUCAAUUACAAAUAGAGAAUAUUGAUGAUGAACCACCUGAGAUCUAUAUACAUCCUAUUCAAUCUCUACAACAACAACAACAACAACACCAUGACCAACAACAACAACAACAACAAGAUGAUCAUUCCAUAUUACAUAAUCAACACUUCUAUGAAACAGAGAUUGGUGUUUAUGAAAAUCAAACUAUUGGACAAUUAAUUGCUUUAAUUGAAGUAAAAGAUCCUGAUGAUUUAUUGAAUCCAACUACGAUUCAAUGUAGAUUAAUUGGUUCUAAUUCGAAUGAUUUUUAUUUAUCUUAUCAUAAUUCAAUCAAUAAUGAAUAUCAAUUAUAUACUAAUACAAUAUUAGAUCGUGAAAUACAAUCUAAAUUAUUAUUAUCCAUUGAAUGUAAAGAUUUAGCUAAUCAUAUUACAUUACAUAAUUUGAUAAUACAUAUAUUAGAUAUAAAUGAUCAUCAACCACAAUGUAUGGAAUCUCAUUAUUAUUAUUCAUUAUAUGAAGAUGAUAAUGAACAACAAGAUCAAGAUAAUGAUGAUGAUCUUGAUCCAGAUCCUGAUCCUGAUCAUGGUGUAAAUUAUCGAUUGGAUAAAACAAUGAAAAAUCGUACAUGGUUAACAUCAAAUGGUUUAGCUUAUAUUUUAGCAACUGAUAAUGAUAUUGGUAUAAAUAGUCAAUUAAUUUAUGAAUUAUCUAAUGAAUCUAUUGAAAAAAUCAAUUAUAAAUUUACAAUUCAUUCUAAUACUGGACAAUUAUUUGCAUGGGGACCAUUUGAUCGUGAAUCUAUAUCGAUUUAUGAAUUAAUCAUUAUAGUGAAAGAUAAUGGUAACCCUAUACAAUUAAGUACAAAUUGCUUAGUAACUAUCAAUAUAUUAGAUAUUAAUGAUAAUAUACCAAUAUUUCAUCCACAAUUAAAUAUUAUUGGAGGUUAUUUAUUUCAUAUUAAAGAGAAUCAAUUACCUGGUACAUAUAUUGGACAAAUUCAAGCCUAUGAUUUAGAUGAUUUACCAGCUUCCAUAGAUAUAACACAAUUAUUUCAUGCAUAUGAUCAAUCGAAUUCCUUAUUAGUAUUAUCAUCAUCCUCCUCAUCAUCGUCUAAUAUCCAUAAUGUUAAUAAUGAUGAAUUGAAAGGGAUUCUAAGUAGUAUGGAUAAAAAAUUAACAUAUUCAUUAAAAAAUGAAUAUCAUUCACAAAUGUUUCGUAUUGAUCCUAAAACUGGAGUUAUUAUUACACGCACUGCUGAGGAGUCCCAUUCUAGCACCGUUAUCCAUAAUAUAAAUAAUGAAUUGAAAGGUAUUCUAAGUAGUAUGGAUAAAAAAUUAACAUAUUCAUUAAAAAAUGAAUAUCAUUCACAAAUGUUUCGUAUUGAUCCUAAAACUGGAGUUAUUAUUACACGAACAAUACUAGAUCGUGAAAUUCAAGGAACAUAUACAUUCUAUGCAUAUGUACAUGAUGGUCCUGAUAAACCUAUUCAAAUAACAAAUACUACUGUUAAUAAAACUGAAAUUCAACGUACUAUUAAUAAUUAUCGUUCACAUACAGCUUCUAUCAUGAUUACAAUUACUAUACAAGAUGAAAAUGAUAAUGAUCCAGUAUUUAUUCGACCAAAUUCAACAAAUCAUAUGAUAUUAUUGAAUCCAACAGCUAUACCUGGACAAUCAUUAUCACAAUUAUUAGCAAUAGAUCCAGACGAAGGUUUAAAUGGACAAGUAUCAUAUGCAAUAAAAGGUGAAACAGCUGGAAUAUUAUUCAAUGUUGAUCCAAGAACUGGAUUAUUAUACUUAGAAAGUCAAAUACCAAGACAAUAUAUAACAAAUAAUAAACAAAAAACUACAAUAAAUAAUCAAGGAAAUGAUUUGAAUUAUCCAACAUUUUUAUUAGGAUUAGAUGCAUGUGAUCAUGGAGAACCAAGACGAUGUACACAUUUUCCAAAUCUUCAGAUACAGAUUCGCAGUUCAUCGAAUAUUAUUGAUGAAGAGAAAUCAAAUGAAUACAGACAAACUGAUUUAUCUAUGAAUCAACAAAUCGAUGAUAUUUUUAUGUCUCAAUCAAGUCAUGGAUCUCUAUCAUCAUCAUCGUCAUCAUCAUCAUCAAAUGGUUCUGGUACUUCAACUACUUAUCUUGGAAGAUAUUCACUUGGUGAAAUAUUAAUCAUUGGAUUAUCUAUAUUCUUUUCAAUAUUAAUUUUAAUUAUUCUAUUUACUAUUUGUAUUGUACGACGUAGAACUCAACGAAUAUUACAGAAUAGUGAACGAAUAAAUCCUGAACUGUUGAAAUUGAAUCAAGGAAAUGCUGGGUUCAAUGUUGAAUCGAAUGAAAAAAAUAAACGAACCAAACCUCGGGUUAAGGUUGGUAACUUCAUUGUAAUUUAAUAAAUAGAAAUAGAGGAUUUUUCUAUUUUGAAGCGAAGAAAAUCAACAUCUUGAUGAUAUACAUUUUCGAAAUGGUUGUGUUAAUUUUCUUCAGUUCUGCUUACAAGUUGAUAUUAGUAUCAGAAGGAGUUUUGUGGACAUUAUAGUAAAUUAAAUAGUUGAGAUCAUGAGUUAAUUAAAGCUAGACCAGUAUGGAAAACCUGUAAGCACUGGGCGGUCAUUUCAUCCUAUUGUGGGACUCCUC